AUGGCAGUGGCAGAUCUACUGGUUGUUAUCAAUUACGUGAUACUGACUCGAAUUAGGGACUUCUAUUUCCCUAAUAAUUUCCUCUUCAUGACUCCUUUCUGUUCUUUACAAUCUGCUCUGAAUCAUGCUUCCACCGACAUUUCAGUCUGGCUAACAGUUGCAUUCACUUUUGACCGCUUUGUUGCCAUUUGUUGCCACAAACUGAAGACUAGAUAUUGCACCGAGAGAACUGCAGCCACAGUUAUAGGAACUAUCUGCCCCAUCUUCUGCUUCAAGAACAUCCCGUGGUAUUUUGCAUAUGAAGGCACCAUUACAACUGGCCUGAUACAAUGGGGUUGUAAUAGAAAGCUUGAGUAUUAUACUGUCGCUGCUUGGAUAGCAUUUAAUUGGAUUCACAGGUGGUUGACACCAUUGAUCCCAAUAUUUCUGAUAUUUCUCUUCAAUGCUUUCACUGUAGGACACAUUUUGGCAGCGAGUAAGACCAGCAGGAGACUCAGAGCUGGCCGGAAUGAUAGGGAUCAACGUGAUCCCGAGAUGCACAGCAGGAGGAAGUCUGUCAUCUUGCUCUUUGCAGUAUCCAGCUACUUUAUAAUCCUCUGGGUGUCAUAUGUUGUCUAUUUUGUGUUACUCCGCAUUACAAGCCAUUAUUACUCAACAUGUUUCAAUGAUCCGAUGUAUAUCACAGAUCAAACCAGUCACAUACUGCUCCUUCUGAGUUGCUGCACAAACACAUGUAUUUAUGUCAUGACCCAAAGUAAAUUUCGAAAGCAGCUGACCAAUAGGGUGAAAUAUCUGCCGACGAUCAUCUUUAAAUGCCUUAAAUAA
This is a messenger RNA of Stegostoma tigrinum, 825 nucleotides long. Its product is annotated as probable G-protein coupled receptor 139. The transcript has a single exon. The coding region runs from base 1 to 825 and encodes 274 amino acids. Lineage: Eukaryota; Metazoa; Chordata; Chondrichthyes; Orectolobiformes; Stegostomatidae. Gene Ontology annotation, biological process: G protein-coupled receptor signaling pathway. The record is from RefSeq and is a predicted model, not a curated record. Gene Ontology annotation, molecular function: G protein-coupled receptor activity. Gene Ontology annotation, cellular component: membrane.